CGAUUAGGCGUCACCACUCCAGGCUGCAAAUUCAUGAGUGCGCUUUUCUCACCGGAGACUGUCCCGUCCCGUGAAGAGGAGGCAAACAGCCGCCGUGCCGCUCGAUGGGGACUCGAAUAUGAAGGACAUUAAAGCGGAUGUCUUUGUCCAUCAGUCUGGGUGGAGUAUAUUCGUGGUGUAGUGGAGCUGGACGCGCCGACCUGAAACACAUCGCUGCUGCGCUGGUGGUGUUGUUGUUAACCCAGCAGCGGCCAACAUGGCUGAGGAUGACAGUGAAUGGGUUGUAGAGAGCAUCGUGGGCUACCUGGGAAGUCCCGAGUGGGUCAUUCCUGUCACGGACUUUAUGGAAAACAAAUGCACAGUUUUUGAUGACGAAGAUGAAAACAAGUUGUCAUACACAGAGAUCCACCAGCAGUACAAGAAACUGGUGGAGAAUCUGCUGGAGAAUUACAUGCAGGAGGUUGGCAUCAACGAGCAGCAGUUUCUGGAUGCAUGCACCUCUCCCUUUGCCAAGUCCAAAACACUGCAGUCGGUGUUCCAGCCAGUUCUGGCUACAGAUGACUUCCAGAUAUUUCGCUCACUGAUGGUCCAGAAGAACAUGGAGCUGCAGCUUCAAGCCCUCAGAGUCAUUAAAGAAAGGAAUGGGGCCCUCCCCGAGUGUCUGACUGAUGGCAUGGACGUGAUGUCAGAGCUGCAGGAGCAAGAGAUGAAAAUCCUGCAGGAGGUUCUCAAAAAGUCAAAAGAGGAGUAUGAUGAGGAAUUGUCCAGGAGGCUGCUAUUAGAGGAAGCGGUUGGCUCUACCUCCAGCAGCUGCUCUGAUAAGCCAAUGACAGAAGGCAGUGAAGCCCAGAAUACCACCUCUGCUCCCAGCCAACAAAGCAUCACUGCCAAGGCCAAAGCUGAGGGGAAUGGUGACAGCAGCCGCACUAAUGGUCACCACACCCCGCUAGUGAACGGGAACACUGCCACUGAAAUUAAUCUGGUCAACGGCAAAGCAGUCACAAAAGAAGAGAGCAAAGCAGCUGCCCCGGGAGGUGGAAGUGCAGCUAAGAGCAGCUCCACACCUAAACCAACACCAGAUUGUGGCAGUAACGGUGUGGCGUCCAGAGCCCUUCCAGCAGUGAGAGCUCCAGUAAAGUCCAGUGAGCCCUCCGUCAGCCUCAGUCCUGACACCAAGGAGCAGAGGAGCAGCAUCCAGACUGCAGCCGAGGCGUGGCUGGAGGAGGCACACAGGGAGGCUGGCUUCUCUAAGCCAUUUACAGAGUUGUCAGCGUCUCAGCAGGAGCAGCUCCAGCAGAGGGCGGCAUAUCUGCGUCAGCAGCGAGACAAGCUACAUGCACUGAAGAAAGAGCAGCAGAAAACCAAGCAGACAACCACGCCAGUGGAGGCACCCACCACCACCCCCGACCCCACCACCACCCCGGAGGCAGUGGGGCAGUCCCAGAGAAACGGGGCCUGUCCCCCACCUGCUCCUCUUCCUCCUGCUCCUCUUCCUCCAGCACAACAAUCUACUAACCCCCCCAAACAGAAGGAGAUAUCUGCCGAGGAGAGGAAGAAGCUACAGAAGAGAAAACAUCUGGCUGACAAACUGAAAGAGGAAGUGAUCAAGAAAUGACGUCGCCCUCCGACUGCAAUAAUAUUCUCACUCCUAUCCUGUUUACUACGUUAAUCAAACACAUGGCUUCCUUUACACUGCGUCCUAAUUCACUUUGCGUAACACAGUUCAGGGUUUUUUCCAAAGAAACAAAAACGUAAGAUCUUCCUUCUUUCAAAGUUCUUUUCAUUGCUGUCUACAGAGGAAGAAGGUGCAUCUUUUUUAUAUAUAUUUUAGAUGUACGAGUAUGUGGCAGUCUCCGCUUGUAAGAGUGCACCCAAGUUUUCUAGCAUCUGUUUGACUCAAAAAAGUUCAGAAAAUAUCUGGUAAACUGAAAAGCACUCGGACCAAUCAGGGGAUAUACUGCCAGUGUAACUAGACUCGAGUGGAGAACACAGAUGGCUUUUACUUUACAUCACUAGAUACACCUGGGCUGUGUCCAAAGAACUCCUGAUUUGUUACUGGGUGCACUACAGUUAUGGUGCAUUUCAAUAACCAUACCACUUAAAAAAUAAUAUUUAGUAAUUCCCAAUACAUACUAUGUCUUUGAAGAAGAAUAAGGGCCAUGUUAUAGGAAAAAAAAUCUUAGAUUUCGAGAGCUGCACUGUGCAUUAUCAUGUUCAAUGUGUUGUCAUUCAUAUACCUACAAUGCAUCCUGUUAUGCUUUGCAACCUAAGGCGGCCUGACAGCAGUGGGGAUAAGCAGCUGGUCUCCAGUCCUCCCAGUGAUCAACACAUCUUGGUUAUACCAUUGUAUGUGCAUUGGUAUGUUGGAUGUGGCACACCAUCCUGCUCUUAUGCAUAACUCUUAUCUCCAGUGCUGUUGUAGCUGACAAGCUCUGGUGUACUGUUAUGCGCUCGUCAUAGUGAGUGACCCUGCACGCCAUUCCAUUUGUUCUUUUAACCUGAGCGUUUGUCCGUUUGUCUUGUAGGUUUACGACUUUAUUCUAGCCAAAUUCCAACUUUUUUCUCAUAGAUUUACGACUCCGUUCUCAAACUCUAUGGUUGUUUUGUUUUUUUAAAUGGCCCUAAUUCUCUGUCAUAUAUGUCAAAUGCAGUAUAAUAAAAAUACCAGGAUGGUCUGCUGCAGCCGGUCACAUUUUACAACGUUCUUCUGCUAUUUUGGAGCUAUUCCGACCCACAACCCUCUGCGCAGUGGUAGAUUGAUCUCAUCAGCUGCUCUUCAGACAGAUAACAGAAGCUGCAAUGACUAUAAUCAGUCAUGAAAUUGAAAACAGUCUAUUAUGCAGCUAUAAUUUAAAAGUUAAAGCUAAUAUAUUUUGCAAAGUAACAACAGCAGAGCCCUCCAGGUUGGAGAAUGGAGUUUUGUGUUAUCUCAAAGGUAAUCUUAAGUGGUAACGUUUAAGAUCUGCCUCGUUGAAAUCACGUACUAUUUCUUUAUGCUUCAAAUUUGACACUACCGACUGCAAUGUUUAGUGAGCAAGAAGGUCAAAGUUCAAGGUGCAACAGUACAUACUUUGUGUGGGCAGCUGCAGUACGCCCUGAAAGUAAACAAAAACGAUGUAAUUUGGAACACAGCAUUACUUUAAUGACUUUUUGGAUUGUCCAAAUUCUAUGUGCAAUAUUUAUGGAUCAUAUAGUGCCCUAAAAAAAAUCCCACAUGGAAUGCAUGUGUACACUACUACCAUUGAUUCCUAACUGAAGGAGUGAUUUUGGACACACCCCUUGGCUUUUUUUCUCUGUAGACAACAGUUGCGUGGUGAAACACAGACUCAACGUUAGGCACGACUGGCCUGGGCUUGAAUCAGUGAGUUAGGGUUAACACUGGUGAAAGAGUGUUGUGUUAAGGUGAAGAUAACAUUAGCUAGCACAAGUGUACAGUCUUGUCGUUAGCAUUCCCAAAGGGGAGGAGUCAGCCGGUACAUCAUAAAGCUGAGAACACUGUAGCAGCUCAUCUUAGUCUAAAGAGCGCCGUGGAAGUAGUAAUGAGGAACUCACUGUCAUGUGAUGACGAAGGGGCCAAGAGGACAGUGUAUUGCUUUCUACGAGGAAUGCAGUAUUUCAUGUACGCUGUUUAAUAAAUCACAUUUUAUAGUAA
Messenger RNA from Epinephelus moara (kelp grouper), 3652 nucleotides. RefSeq names its product cilia and flagella associated protein 36 (gene cfap36). The coding region runs from base 257 to 1615 and encodes 452 amino acids. Lineage: Eukaryota; Metazoa; Chordata; Actinopteri; Perciformes; Serranidae. The record is from RefSeq and is a predicted model, not a curated record. Gene Ontology annotation, cellular component: ciliary base; axoneme. The transcript has 12 exons.